Messenger RNA from Brassica oleracea var. oleracea, 1206 nucleotides. RefSeq lists its product as uncharacterized. The coding region runs from base 212 to 1012 and encodes 266 amino acids. NCBI's taxonomy places the organism in Eukaryota, Viridiplantae, Streptophyta, Magnoliopsida, Brassicales, Brassicaceae. The transcript is spliced from 7 exons. The record is from RefSeq and is a predicted model, not a curated record. Gene Ontology annotation, molecular function: hydrolase activity, acting on ester bonds.
UCUUCAGUCUCAUGAAAAUCCAGAUCAGAGCCUUGUAGUCUCUGUUACUUAAACCUCAAACUAUCUCAAAAGUCAACGCUCUGUGUUGUUCAUUUGAUGAGACCAUGUCUUUGGGGUGAAGCUAUAAACGUUUGUGCAUAUCCCAUUCUAUUAUAUAUAGAACCUCAAAAGAGAAGAAAGGAGUCUCAGAGACAAGAACCUCGCGGUUAAAAUGAAGUUGUUUGAUGCUCACUGUCACCUUCAAGAUAAGAGAGUCAUAGACAAAGCUCCUGAGCUUAUAUCUGCUGCUUUAGCUGUUGGUGUUACCAAUUUCGCAGUCAAUGGAACCUCUGAGAAAGAUUGGGACUUGGUGAAAGAGAUGGGAGAGAUGUAUCCUUCUGUGAUUCCUUGCUUUGGAAUUCAUCCUUGGUUUAUUGCAGAUAGGAGCCCUCAUUGGCUUAACACAUUGAGGAUGCUCUUUGAGACAACUCCUACGGCUGCUGUUGGGGAGAUUGGGUUGGACAAAAGUCCCUUAGCAGCAGGCAUUGAUUACUCAGACCAACUUGCCGUGUUUCGCCCUCAGCUUGAACUUGCCAAAGAACUGAACAAACCAGUAGCCGCUCAUUGCAUCGAUGCAUUCGAUGAUCUGCUCGAGAUAAUGAGAUCCGUAGGGCCUUUUCCUGCUGGUGUGAUUCUUCAUUCAUUCAAUGGUACAGCUGAAGUUGUUCCUAAACUUGCUGAGCUUGGUGCAUACUUCUCCUUAUCUGGAUGGUUCACUUACAUUGAUGAGAAAAUCGCAAAGAACACUUUGAAAUCGAUUCCUUCCGAUAGGUUCUUGUUGGAGACGGAUUCACCUGACGGGUUACCAAAAUCUGAUGAGAGCUCAGAGCCAAUUCUCAAUGAACCUGCAAACAUUGUUGCUGUACUAGAAUAUGUUUCAAACCUGUCAAACAUCAAGAAAGAAGACCUUGCGGAGUUAACGUAUGGGAACACUGUAAGAUUGUUUUCUUAUCCAGGUUCUAAAUUGCUUUAAGACCAAUAAAUGGUGUGUGUAUGUGUGUGUCUCUACAACAUCAAAGAGACAGAACACUCAUCAUCUUCUGCUUCUGCUGUUGCUUAUUUGUUUGUUGUUAAUAAAACUAAGCCAUCUACCAAAACCAUCUUUCACUAACUGUUGGUUCUGUAACUUGGUGGAGGUUCUUUGACCAAUAUGUAUUUUAAUUUUCU